This is a messenger RNA of Amyelois transitella, 5184 nucleotides long. RefSeq names its product dual specificity protein kinase splB. Lineage: Eukaryota; Metazoa; Arthropoda; Insecta; Lepidoptera; Pyralidae. Gene Ontology annotation, molecular function: RNA polymerase II transcription regulatory region sequence-specific DNA binding; DNA-binding transcription factor activity, RNA polymerase II-specific. Gene Ontology annotation, biological process: regulation of transcription by RNA polymerase II. The transcript has 7 exons. Gene Ontology annotation, cellular component: nucleus. Bases 241 to 4575 code for a protein of 1444 amino acids. The record is from RefSeq and is a predicted model, not a curated record.
AUUCUAUAAUCUGUGGUACAAAAAAUGGCUACAGCUUUGUUUAGAUUCAACAACUUCUGCUACUAAAGUAAAUAAUAAGCGUAAUACAGAUAAAAUUAAAAUCUUUACGCCUUUUUUGUAAACAUAUUGAAUUGUUAAUUUAGGUGCCAGAGAAUAUAUUAAAUGGCUAAGUUAUUUACGACGUUAUGCCCGAAGAAGUGUCGAGAAUAGGCAAAAACAAAAAUAGUGAUAGGAUACAGAAUGGAUUCCUCAAAGGAAUUUAGUUGUAUAUUUUGUAAGGAGUCUUUUGAGAAUAAAGAAGAACUACAAAUACAUUUCAGGAAACAUGGGGAUCCGAACUUCAAUCAAAAUACGAAGACUAAAGCAAAAUCCGAUGAUACUAAUGGGCAGAAAUCUAAAGAAGGGGCCGAUAUGAUAAGUUGUGACGUGUGUACGGAGUUGUUUCCGACGAUUUCUAAGGCAAUAACUCACAAGCACAAAUUCCACCCAGACCACGAUGCGAAAUACUUCUGCCCCUGGUGCGGGAAGCUGUUCACGAUGAAGCAUUUAUAUAACAAACAUAUUAGUACGAGUCAUAAUAACAACGACCAGAAUGCUGAUGAAGAGUUCCCAUGUGACUGUUGUAAUGUUACUUUCCAUCUGUCAUCAGCCAUGUUGUACCAUAAUAAAUUCUUUCAUAGGCAAGAUACUGAUCUGCCAUCUAUAGGGCAGUCAAAGAAAUUGAAAAUGGCUGGACAGAUCUCAUUGAUGAUAUAUUAUUGUCCCUUUUGUGGUCAGGAGUAUAACAACAAAGUCAAUUUACAUAAACACAUGAGUGACGACCAUAGUGACGAAAACCAAAGUCCUGAUGAUGUGCUGCGAUGUCCACUCUGUGAUGCUAUAUUUUAUCAUCUUGAUGCUUAUGAACACCAUCUGUCUUUUCACAGUAUUGAUGACAUGUACAGUGAAAAGAAUGACAUGGUAGAAAGUGUGACAGAUUUUUCUCUUGAAGCUGUUCCACCUGUAAUGGAGAGAGUUGAGAAUCUGGAACCCGAACCUAACAACACACCUGAUGGCGAUGCUAUGGGUCUGGACGAUUUGUUGCUAAUGGCGAUGAGCAACCCUGUGGAUGAAGAUAAUCCAAAAAAGUCUAAAAAGCAUAAGAAACACAAGAAAUCUAAAAAAGCUGCAAUUACAUUAGAUGAGUUUCUAAAUAUGAAUAAAGAUGUUUUUGGUGAAGGUAUAGACUUUCAAGGAGUAGAAGAAGUGCCAUCACAAGUAGUAGCAAAGAGGUUUAAAGUAAAAAAUAAAGCAGCAUCAAUACCCAAAACUGGAACCAAAAUGUCUCGUAUUGAACUGGAAAAAUUGCGUAAACAGGGAAUUGUAAUUAAAAUGAAAGGUUCUUCUGGGAAGAAACCAAUACCAACUAGAGUUAAACAAAUGUGUAAAACAAAUGUCAUUGACUUGAACACGCAAAACCGGUCUACUUCUGUUAAUUCAUCCAAUGAAGUAUUAACCAAGCUGAUUAAUCAAAGUAAUAAUCAAAUAAAAAUAGUAAGAAAGCCUGCACCCACACUAAACGAGACAAAUAGCUUUGAUGAAAAACCUUCAUCUCCUGAAAACAUAGAAGUUGAAUGUGAUUUAAUACAAAGAUACACAUCUUCCGAAACAGAAGGUGAAGAGAAAUCUGAUAUCAAAAAAAUAUCUAAAGAGGAAAUAAGCUCUGGCAUUGAAGACGACCAUUUAGAAAAAUCAUCAAAUAAAGUUGAUACUGCCAACUCUGAUAACCCUACUUUUGAACCUAAUCAUAAUUCGCAGAUUGGUGAUUGUAACAUCAAGAAUAAUGCUAAUCAAAGUACUCCCGAUCAUGACAAAAAUAAAGAUAGUAAUAUUAAUAACUCUCUGAAGUCUUUGAAAAAUGUUAACCAGCACCUAACUGUCAAACCUGUGAUUACUUCAGUAAAAACCAACUGCAAUCCUAAACAUGAAACAUUAACAAAUGAGAGUUUUGACAACACGGUCAUAACGAAACAAAGUGAACCUUCCGAAAAAGAAACUUCAGAAAAAGGUAAAGACAAACCUCUAAAUGCAUUAAAACAUUUGAGUCAUCUUAUUACAAUUAAAUCAGUAUCACAGACUACAAAUGAUAAGCUGCUAUCACAGAUAAAAAGAAGAAAUUCUUUUCAUGAACAUGACUCUCUUGGGGAUUCUAAAACGAAUUCCGACGAAGACGAUUCGUCUUUAGCGUCACGUAAUGAACUACCUUCACCGACGCCAGAACCAAAACAAACGCCCGUGGAAUCAAUAACUGCUUUCAAGAAAUUAAACAGCAAUGUCACUGUAAAAGCAAUGAAGAGUACAAUUCAGCCCUCUCAGGCACAAAUGCCAGAAUUCUCAGACGAAGAAGAAAAAAACAUUAAUCCACCAGCAAAAAUAAAUUUGAACAAUCAACAUGUCAUGAGGUCUUUGUCUACAAUACCACAAAAAAUUGGAAUAGAUCCAGCCUUAUCAACUAAAGGCAGAAUAAAAGAUACUAAUGUUGCUGCUGAAGACAGAACAAAUAUUCAAUCAAAUGUUAAUCUUUUAAGAAAACUUAAAAAUGUUACUGCUAAACCAAUAAAUUCCCAAAAUGCUCAAAUAAAUAAAUUUAAGUCACCAAUGAACCGAAAUAGAACAGAAACACAGGUUGGAAACAAUGAAGAAGGAAAUAAAGAAAUUGAAAUUUAUAAUAUUGAUGACUCUGACAGUGAUAAUUCUGAAGACACUUUACCAAGAGACACAAUGAUCAAAUCAGAUGUUUCUAAGAAUGAAACUAAUAACAUUAAUUGUAAUGUAUUAAAAAAAUUGAGUAAACAUUUAACCAUAAAGCCAACUAAUCAAAAAUCUCCACAAAUUAAUGUUAAAUCAGAACCUGAUCAAGACGAAUUUUCAGAUUAUUCUCAAGAAAAUUCCGAAAAAUAUGCAGAAAAAUGCAAAGUAACUUUAAAUAAAACAAACGAAAUUCUUAAAAAUACGCUAAAGAACUUAAGUAAAAAUGUUACAGUAAAGUCAAGAAACUCUUCCCCAAAUGCGACAGUUACAACCCAAAACAUCAAAAACCAAGAUUAUAAUGGCGAAUGUAAAGACGACAGCGAAAACGACAUUCGUCCAGGUCAAGUCAAAAUCACUGAAGUUGACGAUGAAUACAAUGGUCCAAGUGAUAAUGACGAUUUUGACGAAGAUUUUACUGACAAUCCAAUAGUUCAAUCACCUCACGAUUCAUACAGUGAUGAUGAUAUUGAUUUUUCUCAAAAAUCCCAGGAAGAGUUGGAUGAUAUUGAAAGCAAAAUACAUGCCAAUACAGUCAGUAAAAUCGAAACCAGUCAUAAUGAAAAUUCAAAAAAUAUUGGUAAAGGUAUUACCAUCAAAUCGCUAAGCGAGAAAACGUCUCAAUCGCAUUCAGAGACAGUUAAUACAACAAAAGGAAAUGCAACUAUGCCUGCCAAUCUUAGCAAAGAACUAUCAAUAAAACCAUUCAAACACCCCGUUAAACUGAACCCACAAACAACAAACAAAAUCAACAGAUCAACAGGACAAAUAGCGCGUUGUAAAAGUCAAUUAUCGAACCAAACCACAUCGUCAACCGACCAGACAAAUAUAGUAAACAAGGAAGUGACAGUCAAAACAUUUCAAACAAAGACUGUAAUUCAGGAAAUAACUACAACUGUUACAAAAACUAUCAAAACUGUAAACCAAAGUGUUCAGCAAGAGUUUCAUACUGCCAAUCAGUCAUGUACCCAAAAUGUAUUUAGAAAAGUACAAGGCAUGCGGCCGCCAGUUCAACAGCCCACUAAGAACUACCAAGGUGUAGUAGUCAGACAUGCCGCGCCAAUUAUGGGCACUAAAGUCAAAAAUCCUGUGACCCCUUUAAGACCAACGAGACCACCCGCUACAGUUUCUAAUCAACUAGUACCUGUCAGGCAAGGUACACCUAUGAACGUAAGGCCUCAUACACCAAGGUUGCCUACAGUAAGAAGUAGUGCACCAUCAAACUUUACAAAAACCUCAACUCCAGUUAAAAUGUCGCCUAAUGUCGUAAAUAAUUCUACUAAAAAGAAACCAGUUACACAAGAAGCAAAAGGUCCAUUUAGUUGUUUCAAAAAACCCAAACAAUCAUUGAUACCCGUAUCUGAAUUCUCAGGCGUCAGCAGUGGAGAAGACGACUCUAUAAACUUUGCUACGUCUACACGUGUGAAUAAGUCUAAUGUUAUAAAUAUGGCAAAGACAAUGAAAGGUAAUACAAUUGUUAGUUCAACACAAAUGAAAUCUGAAGUAAGUUCCUGUUCACAACAGCUAAGCAAGCUUAACAAUGUGACAGGAUUAAAAAUAGUUAAGACUAGUCAAGUAAAACAAGUUUCUCAAAUGGAGGAAAAGCAAGACAUUAGUCCUACCAAGAGAAAUACACUGGAAGCCAUAGAAAAAUUACAGAAGCAAGGAUUGUUGGUUAAAAAGCCUCGUCUCGAGGCAAACGAAGAGAGCGGAUUUUCUGAUGAGGAUGACUGUGAGGGUGACGGUGACGACCCCAUGGAAGAGUACAACGAUUUCGAUGACGACUGAUUUGUUGAUCUCUGCAAGUUAUUUUUGAUUUACUACCUUCCGUGGGCGCAACUUGCCACAUUUGCAAUUACCCAAUGCGCCAAAUAGAACCAAUAAAUAAAUGUCAACUUUUCUUAUGUAUUAAAAUGUUAAUAAACAUUGAACACAAAAAUUUUGAAUUGGUAGAUAUGAAAUAGAUAAUUAAAUUAAUGUGAUAACAUUCUGCUUUUCCAGCCAUAAUAAUUUAAAUAUAAUUGAAUGGUGGUUAGUGAACAUUUUGAACUUUGAUUUUGCACAAACACCGAGUCUGUGGAAUGUGUAGUCUACAUUAAAUAAAGAAAACUAUAUGAAAGAUAUCGAACAGCCAUGACUUAAAUUGUUCAAAAUUAUCAUCUACUUUGUAGUAUGAGGUCUACAAAAGAGCAUAAUAUAAUAUGAAAUCAUAUUAUAUUAGCUCUUUAAUUGAAAUAGCCAUAAGAUGUACAUAAUUUAUACCUCAGUGAUAAAAAAUAAUUGUAUAUAAAAAAAUAAUAAGAAGGUAUGUUUAGGAUCGCUUGUGUUAAUUGAUUUCGAUAAAAGAAUUGUUCCUUAGUUUAUUUAUAACUUUAUUAAAAUAUGUGACCAAUUAAA